Molecule: messenger RNA, 300 nt
Organism: Ostertagia ostertagi
Lineage: Eukaryota; Metazoa; Nematoda; Chromadorea; Rhabditida; Trichostrongylidae
Source: the annotation of a GenBank genome assembly
AUGGAAUACUUACGAAUGCUGAUGGAUUCUGGUAAUCCUGCUCCUGGACCUAAUACUAGAGAGAACAUUUGCGACAAUACCAAGGGAAGCUCAGAAGUGCAAGGAGGCACGGAACGACGUCAGCCAAAAUCUACCCUUUAUGAGGAACUGCUGGCAUUGGAAGAAUAUGGUCCCUGUCCUGCAACGGCAGAAGAAGAAGAUGAAGCACUGGCUUGUGCUCUUUCAUUGAGUAAACAACAGUAUUUGGAAGAAUUGCAAUACCGAUAUGGUACGGGAUCAGAUGAUCAUAACAACAACUGA